AUGGGUUCGAAUUCACUAGACUGUCUCGCUGGUUACCAGCCGUACCAGAUAUUCUCCCCAACUGCUUCCGAUGUUUGGUUUCUCGGGGAAAAUGUCACAAUCGCCUGGUUUGGAGGAAAAACACCAGUAGACAACACCACAGAAGAUAGUGUCGUCAUUUUCAUAUUUGGCGUGGAAGAUGGAGCGUCGAACGUUCCCUUAUUGCGCAAGUGUAUCUAUACUUCAGUGCAAUUCAAUUGGACUGUGCCACAGGACGUCAACUUCAACUCAUCUUCGUUCACCUAUUCUCUCGCCGUGACACGAUCCCUCGACGCAAGCGACUCCGAUUUGGGUGUUAGUCCCAAGUUUAGGAUUAACAAUGCAACCAACUUAUCGAGUAUCACGUGGCCUACGGCAACAACUUCUGCGCCGGGACCAAGCUCUACUAGUCUGUCAAGCGGUGCAGAGGUUGGCAUCAACAUUAGCGCUGCUAUGGUCCUGGCUCUUGCGAUGCUUGGAUCUUGGUUCUGA
This is a messenger RNA of Pseudomassariella vexata, 510 nucleotides long. RefSeq lists its product as uncharacterized. The transcript is spliced from 2 exons. Lineage: Eukaryota; Fungi; Ascomycota; Sordariomycetes; Amphisphaeriales; Pseudomassariaceae. The record is from RefSeq and is a predicted model, not a curated record. The coding region runs from base 1 to 510 and encodes 169 amino acids.